AUGAAUCCCGCAACAGUACCAAAACUGUCCGUUGUUGAUUUAUCACGAGAAAAUUUGCGACCAGGUUCAAGUUGUUGGGUAUCAACAUGCAAUGAAAUCAAGGUUGCUCUUGAAGAAUAUGGCUGCUUUGUAGCUUCAUACCGCAAACUCUCUUCAGAAUUUCGCAAGAACGUAUUUGACGCACUCAAAGAAUUGUUCGAACUUUCGGAAGAAACCAAAAUGAAAAAUGAGAACCCGAAGCCUGGCCAUGGCUACAUGAAGCUGCCGACUCUUCCUCGCUAUGAAAGCUUAGCCAUUGAAAAUGUAACAAAGCUAGAGGCCUGUAAAAACUUCACAGAAGCCAUAUGGCCUGAAGGAAAUGAUAAGUUCAGUGAAAUCGCUCAUACAUACGCAAACACGGUAGCAGAAUUGCAGCAAUUGGUGAUGAGAAUGUUGUUCGAAAGCUAUGGCCUUGAUGAGAAGCUUUACGAGUCUCAAAGGAUAUCAACUACUUAUCUUAUACGUUUCAUCAAAUACAGAAAAUGUCAUGAAACAGAUAAAAAUACUUCUGUUUUACGUGGUCAUACAGAUAAAAGCUUGGUGUCCAUUCUUCAUUCAGAUGACGUUAAGAGUUUGGGGUUAAGAACAAAGGAUGGACAGUGGAUGCAGUUUGAGCCGUCACCUUCAUCUUACUUGGUCAUCAUCGGUGAUGCAGGCAUGGCAUGGAGCAAUGAUAGAUUACGAUCAUGUUAUCACCGAGUAACUGUGGAUCCUAGCAAAGAGAGAUAUUCAAUUGUUCUGUUUGCAUUCGUAAGUGGAGUUAUAGAGACACCAAAGGAGCUAGUUGAUGAUGAACAUCCAUUGAAGUACAAACCAUUUGAUCAUCUCGGACUUAUUAAAUUCUUUGCGUCAAGCAAUGUCUCAGAUAAAAUGGACAGCAACUUGAUUAAAGCCUACUGCGGCAUUUAA
Molecule: messenger RNA, 948 nt
Organism: Mangifera indica (mango)
Lineage: Eukaryota; Viridiplantae; Streptophyta; Magnoliopsida; Sapindales; Anacardiaceae
Product: 2-oxoglutarate-dependent dioxygenase AOP2-like
Exons: 3
Coding region: 1-948 (315 amino acids)
Molecular function (GO): dioxygenase activity
Source: RefSeq, a predicted model, not a curated record